AAGGCUGCUGUUAUCAGUCGGUGCAUGUUGGUGUGAAAGAGCACUCUGCUCGACGAGAGGCUGGACUCCACAUGCUCAGCCGGUGCGCACGCUCCACAUCUCUAACUCUGGCUUCUUUUGUCUCUCUUUUCUCCCUCUGUUUGUUUUUGUCCUGCACUCUGACCAGCCCCGGGGUCGUUCUUCACAGCAGAGUUCAGGAUUGCCCUACAAUGUCUGCGGUCGCUUCUCUGCAGUAAGCACUCAAAGGUUAUGCUGCCCAAAAGCUGUCUGAGUCCUAGUGAGAAAGAGAAGGGCUAAAGCCGCACUGAUCCGCACCCGCUUUCCAGAUCCUCUCCAGCAGCGACUCCACUGCUGAGCCAUGAGCAACCCCAGCGCUCCCAACCGGAUUACAGAUGCUGUGGCAGCUGUUAUUCACAGUCCAGAGGCGUCGACCUCGGCACUGCACGGGACUCCACGCCCAGAGGAGGAGGACGAUGGCGACCUGAACAAGGCUUUGGGCGUCCAGCGCUUCCAGCAGAUCCUCAGCCCCGCUGCUGCCGUACCCGAUGAGCAGCACCACAACUACCAUGAGGAGGACAUUGAAUACCACCGUCACUCCUCUCACCACAUCCACCGGCCUCUGUCCAAACUGCCCUCAGACGGACGCAGGAAGAAGGGCGGCAAGAAAAGGAAGAAGGACAAAGAUCACAAAAGCAUCCUCGCUCCCAGCGGUGGCCCCAUAGAGGAAGGGGAGGAGGACGAGGAGGAGGAAGAGGAAGGGACGGAGGUGACUUCUGCUCCUUCUGAGUCAGAGAAAGUCAAAGAUGUGGAGUUCUUUCUCUCGGAGGACGAACAUGUGGCCAAACACGACACAGAGAGCUCUCACUCUGCCAGAGAGCUUGAGAUUGUUCCGCAGUCUGGUGUCGGGUCAGAUACUGAUGUAUCAUCCACCGAUAAGCUGGGCUUAUCCGACUCUUCCAGCCCCUCUCCACAGCCGGGGCCACCCGAACACCCACCGCUGACCCGGUUGACGUCCGCCAGCCGCGGCUACGAUCUGCAAGAACGCCGGCGAACGGGCAACAUGACGGGGGCUGAGCAGGCCAAAUACGAGCGUAUCCCCACUGAUGAGUGCGAGGCUCAGACUCUGGCCUCCGCUGAUCUGGACGGCAUCAAGAGUCAUCGUUUUGAAGAUGUUCCCGGCAUGCGCAGACACCUGGUCAGAAAGAGCACCAAGGGACAAAUGGUGCACAUCGGUAAAGACCACAAGGAGCCGACCACUCGCAGCCGCAAGCAGGACCGAACACCACAUGAGGUGUUUGUGGAGCUGAAUGAGCUGAUCAUGGACAAGAACCAGGAGAUGCAGUGGAAGGAAACGGCCCGUUGGAUCAAGUUUGAGGAAGACGUGGAGGAGGAGACGGACCGCUGGGGGAAGCCUCACGUGGCUUCUCUGUCCUUCCGUAGUUUGCUGGAGCUCAGAAAGACCAUCUCGCAUGGUGCAGUGCUGCUCGACCUGGACCAGAAGACCCUCCCUGGCAUUGCCCACCAGGUGGUGGAGCAGAUGAUCAUCUCUGAUCAGAUCAAAGCUGAAGACCGAUCCAAUGUCCUGAGGGCACUGCUGCUUAAACACUGUCACCCGAGCGAUGAGAAAGAGCACCACAGCCCCUUCCCCAGGAACAUCUCCGCCGCCAGCCUCGGCAGCCUCAUAACACACCACCACAAUGCCAACCACAGCCACCAGCCGGAGCGAUCUGUCACUGAACCGCUCCUGAGCACCGGCCACCCCACUGGAGUCGCAGGAGACACGCGCAUAGACAUGGAGAAGAGCGAAGUACAGCAGAAGGAGUCGACCCCGGUGCCCGGUAUGCCGCGCUCCAAGUCCAAACAUGAGCUGAAGCUGCUGGAGAAGAUUCCUGAGAAUGCUGAGGCCACGGUCGUCCUUGUAGGAAGCGUGCACUUCCUGGAGCAGCCCACCAUGGCGUUUGUGCGCCUGCAGGAGGCGGUGGAGCUGGAGUCCGUCCUGGAGGUCCCCGUGCCUGUCAGGUUCCUCUUUGUUCUGCUGGGACCUUCCUCCACCAGCAUGGACUACCAUGAGAUUGGACGCUCCAUCUCCACACUCAUGUCUGACAAGCAAUUCCACGAGGCAGCCUAUCUGGCAGACGACAGGCACGACCUGCUGAACGCCAUCAACAGCUUCCUGGACUGCAGCAUCGUGCUGCCGCCGUCGGAGAUGGCGGAUGAUGAGCUGCUGCGCUCUGUCGCUCGCUUCCAGCGGGAGAUGCUGCGCAAGAGGGAGGAGCAGGAGGUCAAGCUGUUGGCCAAGGAGCCGAAAAGUUUUGAAGAAAAAGAGGCUCUACUCUUACCCUCAAAGAAAGACGACCCUCUAGAGCGCACGGGACGCCCCUUUGGUGGGCUGGUACGAGACGUGCGUCGACGUUAUCCAAAGUACUUAAGCGACUUCAAGGACGCACUCAACAGUCAGUGCAUGGCUGCCGUGAUCUUUAUCUACUUUGCUGCUCUCUCUCCAGCCAUAACAUUUGGAGGCCUUCUGGGUGAGAAAACGGACGGUCUGAUCGGAGUCUCGGAGUUGAUCGUGUCGACAGCCGUGCAGGGUGUGAUCUUCUGUCUGCUCGGAGCUCAGCCGCUGCUGAUUGUGGGUUUUUCUGGACCCUUGCUAGUUUUUGAAGAAGCCUUUUACAGUUUCUGUAAAGCCAAUGAGAUGGAGUACCUAACUGGCCGGGUCUGGAUCGGGUUUUGGCUCAUCAUCAUCGUGUUUGUUACGGUGGCCUUCGAAGGCAGUUUCCUGGUCCGCUUCGUCUCCCGCUUCACCCAGGAAAUCUUCUCCUUCCUCAUCUCGCUUAUCUUCAUCUGCGAGACCUUCAUCAAGCUCAUCAAGAUUUUCAAGGAGCACCCACUGCAGCGCUGCUCCCUUGACAACAGCACAGAAGGGGGCACUGCGACAGAAAAUAUCACUGUCAUGAUGAGUAACAGCUCCCUGCCUGUGGCGGUGAAGGUCAGAGGAGAACCCAACACGGCUCUGCUCUCUCUGGUCCUCAUGGCCGGGACAUUUUUCAUCGCUUUCUACCUGCGCAAGUUCAAGAACAGCGCGUUCUUCCCCGGAAGGUUUCGCAGGAUUAUCGGAGAUUUUGGGGUGCCCAUCGCCAUCCUCCUCAUGGUCCUGGUGGAUUACAGCGUCGAUGACACAUACACACAAAAACUGAGCGUUCCCGAAGGUUUCUCUGUGACGAGUCCCGACAAACGUGGCUGGAUCAUUAAUCCUCUGGGUUCAGACGGCGAAUUCCCAAUCUGGAUGAUGUUUGCCUGCUGCCUGCCGGCUCUGCUGGUCUUCAUCCUCAUCUUCAUGGAGACUCAGAUCACCACCCUGAUCGUGAGUAAGAAGGAGCGGAUGCUGGUGAAAGGAUCCGGCUUCCAUCUGGACCUGAUGCUGAUCGUGGUGCUGGGCGGCACCUCGGCGCUGUUCGGCCUGCCGUGGAUGGCCGCCGCCACCGUCCGCUCGGUGACCCACGUCAACGCCCUCACUGUCAUGAGCAAGGCUGUCGCCCCCGGAGACAAGCCCCGCAUCCAGGAGGUGAAGGAGCAGAGGGUCACCGGGCUCCUGGUCUCCAUCAUGGUCGGCUUGUCCAUUGUAAUCGGUGACCUGCUGCGUCAGAUCCCGCUGGCUGUGUUGUUUGGUAUCUUCCUCUACAUGGGUGUGAUGUCUCUGAAUGGCAUCCAGCUGACGGAGCGGAUGAUGCUGCUGCUCAUGCCGCCCAAGUAUCACCCUGACCACACCUACGUGCGCAAGGUCCGUACGCUGCGCAUGCAUCUGUUCACCAGCAUCCAGGUCGUGUGUUUGGCCGCUCUGUGGGCCGUGAUGUCGACGCAGGCGUCUCUGGCUUUUCCCUUCGUCCUCAUACUCACCGUUCCUGUCAAGAUGUUCGUGCUUCGCCGCAUCUUCAACGGCCGAGAGAUGGCAUGUUUGGACGCGGACGACGCGGAGCCAAAGUUUGACGAGCGCGACUGUCACGACGAGUAUUCUGAGAUGCACAUGCCCGUGUAACGGUCGCAAGCGCUGACGACUUGUCCCACAAUGGGAGUCCCUCCGACUUGAAACGCUCGUGAGACUGAAAAACUUCACGCUUCAUCAGCUGUGCACUGCUGACCCGCCACAUCACGAAGACAUCAGCGCACAGUACGUCAAAAGCGCGUUUAGGAGUUACUUGGGUCACUAUUUAAGUCAUUUUUAUUAAUAUUAGCAGAUUGUUUGGUGGGGGAGGGGGGGGGGUCUGAUUGUCGACAACACUUGAAGUGAAAUCCUACUGUUGUCAGUGAGUGGGUCACUCAUCGCACACGUUUUUAAAACAUGAAUUUCAGGGGCAAAGUAUUCCAAAUCAAAUGAUAUUAAUCUGACGCUCAAAAUGAAUCGCGGUAAAGGUAGAUAUGUUUUAGCCCUGAAAUGUUGCUCUCAUUCACAUUGAAUAUGUGGAGGAUAUGUGUUAUACAUUCCUUUAUAUUAUCAAGCUGUAGUUUUUGCUAUUCUACUUUGUUGCUUUUGUGUGUGUGUGUGUGUGUGUGUGUGUUUUAAGCUCACCAAGCGCCUUAUGAAGGAAAUUAGCAGUAUACUGAGAAAAUGUUAUUUUCCCUCAUUCUGUCUUAUUUUAGACAGCCGAUCACUUUACCCGCCUCCUGAAGCUCGUAGCACUUUUUAAAAAAAACACCAAAUCAGAACAAUGACUGUAUUUAACAUAAUCAUUUUAUCUUCUUAGCGUCCGGUAAAUACAAAAUACCAGUGUUGUUUUAGCUUGCUUGUUAGAUCAUCUUUGGUUGAUUUUUUUUUUUUUAGCCUGUACUUUUGUAACUGAUUAAUUUGUUGUACUAAUGUUUAUUUAGGGGUUUGUUUGUCAAAGUCUGUGUGUAAGUGAAUUUAAAUCACCAGCAGAGGGAGAUGUUGCAGGACUGCAGUGAUUGUGAAACCAAACGGAACACAAACUCUGGUUACACUAAUUCCAGGACACAUGUUUAUGAUUAUAAUCACAGUGGGAUAAUUAUCAUAAUAAUAAUAACAACGCACAUGAUUAACGCACUAAUGUUCUGCUGUAACUUGUCUCACUUGGUUUCUGGGAAUCGAUGUAAUAUAUUUUUUUUUGGGUGUUUUCUUUGUUCAAGUGCCAAACUGUGGCUCAUGUGAAUGGUGUUGUUUUCAGAUCAAUAAGCUGCAGUUCAGUUCAAAUCCUCUCAAAUCUCCCUCACUGUGUUGUUUUCAGAUAAGUUUAGGCCUAAUCAACAAGUUUCUUUCUCAAUAUAACAUUCCUUACUCAAUCAAAAUUAAAUUCUUUUGCUAAUUAAAAUGAUUUUAUUCAAACCGAAUUAAUACAAAACCUGUGUUGACAAUCUCAAUAUUGAAGCAUUUUGAAGGCUUUUUAAAUAAUAUGUAUUUGUUUUUUUGUUUCAUUUCAUGUCGUAACUUGUGUCAGUGUAACACAGAACAGUUCGCUCCUCCCUGUUACACUUCCUUCCCCUCUGAACUGUACCAUUACUGGUGUGAUCUUGUGCCUGUUUGGUGUCACAAAGUUGCACAAAAUUAAAAAAAAGAAAGAGGAAAAAGUGCCUGUUGGGACCAUGAAGUGAUGCUGUACAGCUACAAGUGUCUGUUGUGUUUGAAAAAGGGCGACACACGUUACAGUAGUUUGUACUUUUAAUGUGCUCAUGAAUCAAACAUCUCUCCAUUAUUUAUCUGUCACAAUAUAAGGCAUUAUUGCUUUGUCAGGAGUGUGUCACACGACCUUAGUUUUUCUUAUGUACACACACACACAUUUAGCUGCAACAUGGCCAUGACACUGAAGGAGGAUAUUUAUGAGAUGAAGGCAGUGAAGUACACUGUCCGUUUUAUGUCUGUGAAUGAAGUGAAGGUUGUUUAUGUGCAUCAAAGUAUUUGUCGACGAUGUGAAAUGUGUUAUCCAUUUCAUAAGCAAUAUAAAGUCUGUGAGGAUAUUGCUGAUGCUCUCUUGUACAUUAAUGGUUCAAAUAUUGAUGACAAAUAAAAAGUUAUUUUCUAUUUA
This is a messenger RNA of Solea senegalensis (Senegalese sole), 6035 nucleotides long. RefSeq names its product solute carrier family 4 member 2b (gene slc4a2b). Lineage: Eukaryota; Metazoa; Chordata; Actinopteri; Pleuronectiformes; Soleidae. The record is from RefSeq and is a predicted model, not a curated record. Gene Ontology annotation, cellular component: apical plasma membrane; basolateral plasma membrane; plasma membrane. Gene Ontology annotation, molecular function: monoatomic anion transmembrane transporter activity; solute:inorganic anion antiporter activity. Gene Ontology annotation, biological process: bicarbonate transport; monoatomic anion transport; regulation of intracellular pH. The transcript has 23 exons. The coding region runs from base 359 to 4036 and encodes 1225 amino acids.